CUCCUAUCUCAACAAAAUCCAUAUCCAUCCUCCUCAUUCCUAGCUUCAUCUGCUUAUGAAAAUCUCAUUUCUAAAACAAGGUCAAAAGAGUAAGUCUGAUACUUUUAGCCUAGUUUAUAAUGCAACAUGUCCAAGACAGCUACUACACAGCAACCUAUUGCUUCUCUCUCUCUACUUGAGUUUCUCACUGAAAUGAAGAGGCAAUCCUACACAGAAACAGUCACUCUACCAGCAAAAUCUCCAUCCCAAUUAUCCUCUGAAUGCUGGUUUGACGAUGCAUGCAUACUAGACAUGGAUUACUUUGUCAAGACCCUUUCUGGCAUUAAGGCCAAAGGUGUUCGUGCUGAUUUGAUUGGUUCCAUUAUCACACACUAUGCUUCCAAAUGGCUCCCUGACCUCUCUGCAGGUGACAUGGCUGGAAAGGGUCUUACCCAAUUCGAAGAAUCACCUGAAAGUGUCACAGUUUCAUGGAUGAAGAAGAGGUUCUUUGUAGAAACCUUAGUUGGUGUUCUGCCUACUGAGAAGGAUUCCAUCCCAUGCAACUUCCUCCUUCGCCUUCUUAGAAAGGCCAACAUGGUUUGUGUUGAUGCCACUUAUAGAGAAGAGCUUGAGAAGCGUAUUUCAUGGCAGCUAGACCAAGCUUCAUUGAAAGAGCUUGUUAUUCCUUCUUUCAGUCACACUUGUGGGACUCUAUUAGAUGUUGAGUUGGUCAUUAGGUUGGUUAAGGGGUUUGUGAGUUUGGAUAGUGAGGGAGCUAAGAGUGGUGCUGCUUUGGUUAAGGUGGCAAAGUUGGUUGAUUGCUACCUCGCUGAAGCUGCUGUGGAUGCCAAAUUGAGCUUGUCUGAGUUCGUUACUCUUGCUGGAGCUCUUCCAAGCCAUGCAAGAGCAACAGAUGAUGGACUGUACAGAGCCAUUGAUACUUAUCUAAAAGCACAUCCAGGGGUGUCAAAGCAAGAAAGGAAGGGUCUGUGUAGGCUAAUUGAUAGCCGAAAACUAACACAAGAGGCAUCACUUCAUGCAGCUCAUAAUGAACGCUUCCCAGUUAGAGCUGUGAUUCAAGUGCUUCUCUCUGAACAAAUCAAACUCAAUCGCCACCUCGAUUGGAGUGGCUCCAUCACCAGUAGUACUAGAAGCCCAAAUGGUGGGUUUGAUGCACCAACAAGGUGUCUUUCUAAACGUGAAAUAAAUGCUCAACAAGUGGAGAUAAAGAAGCUGAAGGAAGAACUGUACAUGCUGCAAAACCAGUGUAACACAAUGCAAGUGCAGAUGGAGAAGAUGGUGGAAAAGAAGAAGGGGUUCUUCAAGUGGAAGAUGUUUGGGGUGCCUUCUUUCAACAAAGGUGAGAAAACCGAACAAGAGGUUGAAGGGGAAGUUGGGUUUGGAAAGAACACACCUUCGGACAUGAAAACUAGGUUGGUGAACGUCAAAGGUAAGUGGAGGAAAUCAAUGUCCUGAAAACACAAUCACUGAAAGAUAAGAUAAGAUGGUUUUUGUUUAUUGUAUUAGUAAAAAGGUUAUUCUACUUACCAUUUUUUCUGUCUAUCUUUGUCUAUCACUCUAAAACAUCAUUAGAUUAGAAUCUUAACUAACAUUUAUCUUUCUCUCUCUUCUUGAGAUUCUGAUCUAAUGGUGUUGGAAGGUGGUAGGCAAAGGUAGGCAGAAAAAAUGAUAGGUAAAAUAACCUAUCCCAUUGUAUCAAGCAAAUUAUUGUAAUAAGUUCGUUUUUUGGUGUUAGAUUUGUAUGCAAUAAUGUAAGGUCAACUCUUGUAUUUUGGAAUAAACUCAAUAAGGAUGAUGUGAGAUAAU
Gastrolobium bilobum is the source of this 1806-nucleotide messenger RNA. Its product is annotated as root phototropism protein 3-like. The transcript is spliced from 2 exons. The record is from RefSeq and is a predicted model, not a curated record. Lineage: Eukaryota; Viridiplantae; Streptophyta; Magnoliopsida; Fabales; Fabaceae. The coding region runs from base 127 to 1455 and encodes 442 amino acids.